AUGGUGCAUAACUUACACUGCAUCAACUAUUUGUACCAGGUUGCGCAUAGAGAGUAUUAUUACACUCCCAAUACCACGGAGAAGGAGGAUGCAACUCAGAAGAGUCAUAUUGGACACUGUCUUCAUCAUAUCAUGGAGUCCGUGAAAUGCCAGGCAGAUUUGACACCCGUUCUACUUCAUUGGACUCUCCACGAUUUCCACUCGGUCAUUAACUGGGACGGUGUCGAACGUACCUGUGCCGACUGGUCCCAGUUGAUGGACUGGGGUUCAGAGCAUUCCGUGAGGAAGUCUUCUUCCAUAUCUCAAUUCACAGACACGAAACAUCCAAUUUACGGCAACUUCUUAGAUGAGCACGGGAAGUUCGGCUGGGUAGAUCAAGAGGGAGGUGUUGACUACAAGGAGUUUUUCAAAACGCCAGAGUAUCAGAAGUGGGCGAAAGAACAGGGGCUCGCCUUAGGAGAGGCAGCGGCGGAAGAGUAUCUAAGAUCGUUUUACGUCAAGCACUAA
Messenger RNA from Colletotrichum scovillei, 507 nucleotides. RefSeq lists its product as uncharacterized. NCBI's taxonomy places the organism in Eukaryota, Fungi, Ascomycota, Sordariomycetes, Glomerellales, Glomerellaceae. The coding region runs from base 1 to 507 and encodes 168 amino acids. The record is from RefSeq and is a predicted model, not a curated record. Gene Ontology annotation, biological process: mycotoxin biosynthetic process. The transcript has 5 exons.